Messenger RNA from Alligator mississippiensis (American alligator), 4950 nucleotides. RefSeq names its product transmembrane protein 129, E3 ubiquitin ligase (gene TMEM129). The record is from RefSeq and is a predicted model, not a curated record. NCBI's taxonomy places the organism in Eukaryota, Metazoa, Chordata, Crocodylia, Alligatoridae. Gene Ontology annotation, cellular component: membrane; endoplasmic reticulum. The transcript is spliced from 4 exons. Gene Ontology annotation, biological process: protein ubiquitination. Gene Ontology annotation, molecular function: ubiquitin protein ligase activity. Bases 54 to 1142 code for a protein of 362 amino acids.
CUCCCAGGCAGCGGCGCGGCGCGGCGCGGGGCGGGGGCGCGGGGCUCGGCGCCAUGGAGAGCCCGGCGGUGACCUUCACGCUGGCCUACGUGGUGCUGUCUGUGUGCUUCGUGUUCCCGCCGCACGAGUUCCGCGCGGCCGGGCUGACGGUGCAGGGGCUGCUGGGCGCCUGGCUGGGCAGCGAGGACGCGGCCUUCGUGCAGCACCACCUGCGCCGCAGCACCGGCACCCUGCUCGCCCACGCCCUGCUGCCGCUCGGUUAUUACAUUGGCAUGUGUUUUGCAGCACCUGAGAAACAGCUUUGCUAUUUUUACCUGGCUCCAGAAGGCUGGAAAAUAUUCUUCUUUCUGGCUGUUGUUUUUCCAACGAUCACCAGCAUCCUAGCAUAUUACUGGUCAUGGAACGGUUGGGAUAAUCAUCCUUUAGCUCGGACGCUUGCGGUUCACGCGCUCCCGCAGUCCAGUUGGAGGGCAGUGGCUUCUUCCAUCAAUACAGAAUUCAGGAGGAUUGACAAGUUUGCUACUGGCGCCCCUGGAGCAAGGGUGAUUGUCACAGAUACCUGGGUGAUUAAAGUGACCACGUACUGUUUACAUGUUGCCCAACAGCAAGACAUUCAUCUAACGGUGACAGAUUCGAGACAGCAUGAACUCUCACCAGAUUCAAACAUGCCCGUACAGUUCCUCACCAUCAACGUUGCCAGCAUUAACCCAUACGUGAAGGCUUUUGAUAUCCGGCUGAAUUCCACAGAGUAUGGGGAGCUGCGGGAGAAACUCCGUGCUCCUAUCCGUAAUGCAGCCAAUGUUGUGAUCCAUCAAAGUCUCAGUGACUUAUUUCUGGAAACCUUUACAUCGCUGGUGGAAAUGAACCAGACGUACCCGGCUCCCAGCAAUCAGGAGCUGGAGCCAUGCAUCGGGUGUAUGCAGACGAAUGCAAACAUCAAGCUUGUAAAAAGCUGCCAAGAGCCAAAUGAAGGAGAAUGCCAACAAUGCUACUGUCGCCCAAUGUGGUGUCUGACAUGCAUGGGCAAAUGGUUUGCCAGCCGGCAAGAUCAGCAGCACCCAGAGACCUGGCUUUCAAGCCAAGUGCCUUGUCCAACCUGCAGAGCCAAAUUUUGCAUUUUAGAUGUUUGCAUUAUACGAUGAAUAGUGUCUUGGUAUAGUUUACCUUUCGAAAUCUGAAUGCGUUUCACAGCAGGGUUUGAUACAAGCCCUAUUAGAUUUCAUGUUCUGCUGGAGAAGUAGAAACUCUGUUGUUUCCCCUUCAAAAAGGCCCUGAAAAUGUCAGCCUACCAUCUUUUUAUUUUCACUGUGCUUCUAAAGUUAUCCUCAGUUCUUGUUUCCUAAAACACCAGUUUACAUUCUAGAUUGCUGAUUUUUUUUUUUUUUUUUUGUAUUCUUAAUUUCUUUUGGACCACACUUUAAAGCAGUGGUGACCCAUUUGCUUUUCAUUUUGGAUGAAAUCCUGGUAUUCUGACUAUUUUAAAUGCUAUUCUAGUUAAAGGGUUUAAGCACAAGUAUUUUUAGCAAAGGGCUUUUUCCUUAUCCUAAGCAAAUUGCUAUUGUUAAGGCUAAUAGGCUAAAAAUCUUCUACCUUUAUUUAUCUCGAAUUAAUUUCCAAAGCCUGUUGUUAACCUUUGUGGGCUUUCACUAAAAGAGAUAGCUCAAUACUGUCUUUCUUUUUCUCCUAUUCCCCCAUCUGAACAGGGCUUCAGAACUUUGGGGCCUGAGUUUUCUUAUCUAUAGUAGUACAUGUGACACCUGCGCUUUUUUCUUUUUUAUUCUGUUCUGCUCUGCCCUCGUGUUUACAGACAUUUUUAACAUGCAAGAAAGGUUUAUUAGUAUGUUUAUAUAUAGAUCAUUGACCUAAACUGCUGUUGUUUCUGCGUAGAGUAUCUUCUAAUUAAACACUUAUGUCCCAGAGCUGUUUUACUUGGUAAAUCAACCUUCUUCAGCUGAUAGAAUUUAAGUACGACUUUUACCUAUAUUUGGAAGGAAAGCAGCAACAACCUUAAUUAUUUUAAUAAUGUAAAAGAGUGUUCAACUACUUCCUAACCUGCAGCCUUUUCCUAAGAAACAGGCUUCACCAUGAAUAGGAUUUUGGGACAAGAUAAGGACAUAUAUCCAUGCUGAAUGUUUCAAGUCUGUCAGCACUGAAAUGCUUUUUCAGAUUAGCACUUUAUUUAUUAUUUUCAAGUCUAGUUAUAAGCAUGUGUCACUGUUUUUCAAUAAUAGGAGAAUUUUGCUCAGCUCUUAGGAUGGGUCUCCAUCAGAGUAAUUUGUAAAGAUUUUGAACUAUUGGUAGCAAGAACAGAAAUGAGUGUAGACAGGCCUAGUUUAGACAAUACUGCUACACUGCCUGUGUCCUGCUUAUGCCAUUGCUUCCAUCAUUACUGCUGCAAAUGGAGUGACAUCAACGCAGAAAAACAGAGUGGGUUUUUUUCCUGUUACAGACAAGACCUAAGUAUUAGCUUGUCUUUCUGUACUGCCUUAUCCAAACCAGCUUUCUUAAUACCUCCAACUGGUGCCAUCCUACAACGGGAAAGGUACUACAGUCAAUAAAGUGUCAUUAGUAGGAAGCACUUAAAUCACUGUGUCAUAUAGGACUGCUUUGGACUGGUAGACAGUGUAGUUUGAAAAAUGGUACCAGUAGGGGAGCUGCAGUAAUGGGAGAUUUAUUUAAAAACCUUUAUGGGGUAUACUUAGAGCCUGGCAUACCAAGUAAUGGUAAUAAAAGUGCCUGAAGUUUACAUUGUGGAGAGAACUUGUGAAAACACAGGUUGACAUUUCAGUCGUAAAACAGACACGGCAUAAACCAUUUUUUUUAUUAUGUAUUUGUAAAUGGCAAAACUGCUUUCCUUUAAGUAGGAUAAUCACUUGAGCAUGCAUCAUAACUGUUACACUCACACUUUUUAUUAUGUGGUACUCGCUAUUAUUUCUUCCAUACAUUAAUUAAUAAUAAUCCUUUUCUGGGCAUGCGUCAUAACUGAGCAUGCAUCAUAACUGUUAUGAUAUGCAUCAUAAUCCUUUUCUGGGCAUGCAUCAUAACUGUUACAUUCGCACUUUUUAUUAUGCAGUACUCACUAUUAUUUCUGCUAUACAUUAGUUAAUAAUUCUUUUCUGGGGCCUAUAUUUCAGCAAUAGCAGAUCAUAUGGAGUAGAAAUUUGUCAUAGAGGCUGGCAGAAUGGGUUUGAGUCUCUUGCACAAAAAAUAUUAAGUGACAUUUCCAUUUUUUUAAUAGAAUCAAAUUGUAUUGCUUAGCUUCAGAUAGGUUUGUGCUUAGUCUGAAAUUAUACAAAGUGUUAACCAAAAAUUUAAAAUAUUCUCUAGUGAUUCAUAGGCAGGUAAGUCGUUUUGAAAUUGUGUUAGCAGUAUUCUAACCUACAGUACACCAUUAUACAGAGCUGAAUUUUGCUUUCUGAUAUGUAUCUCUGCACCCCACUCUGCUGUAAUGUUUGCAGAUAAGGAUAAUGUGCCUCUUAUUUCAGUCAAGUUUGCACAACAGAAGUUGGAGGGGGUAUGAUUUUUGGAGUAGAAGUCUGAACUCUGGGCCCCUUUGAAGAGAAAAAUAGAGGACAUGAAGGUAUCGGGUUUUGUAUCAGUGGAGGACAGAGUAGCAAAAAACCAGGAUGUCCUCUGUGAUGGCCACCCUAGUGACAUCCCACCAUGUCCUGAUAACCUCUCCAAGCAUAAAACCAAUAUUUAGGAAUUGUUUUCAUGACUCGUUUUUUAAAAGACUAGCCAAGCUCAUUUCGUGAUGUGGUGUAAAAUAUUUGUUUCAAAAUAAUAAUUACCUUGAAACUGGGAUUUACAAUGGACAAAUUUUCAGAAGCACAUGUUCCCGCACAUCCUUAACUAUGUACACAGAGAUUCCCAAUUCCCACUUUCUCUGAAGCUGGGCAUAUGUGAUGUCUUUUAUUAGACCAACUAAAACAGUUGGAAAAAUUCUUCUUUGCAAGCCUUUCUUUUUGUAUCCAAAAGCUUGCAAAGAAGAAUUUUUCCAGCUAUUUUAUCUGGUCUAAUAAAAGAUCUGAGAUUUACCCAAAAAACUUUUGUCUGCCUAUGUCCUUAGACCAACACAGCUACAGCCAACACCUCUGAAACAUAGGCGUCAGCUUCACUCUUUUAUACCAUUGCUAGACUUGUAGCAUCUACAAUCCAGGAUAUUUUGGUGCGAAGAGUGUUGUCCGUUCGUUAUUGCCAAACCAGACAUACUGCUCUGCAAAAGCCCUUCUCAGCAGGUCUGUCUUUCUGUCGUGUAUUAAAUCUGUGUUGCAAUAAAAUUGCAAUAAUGAGGCUUUGUAUAACUUGAAACCAAAAUACAUGGUCCAAAGGCAGAGGUCCAUUAUGCAGUCACUUCCGAUUUGAAUAUUUUUGCUGUAUUAAAUCUCUGUGUAUACAAGCAACCCCUGCUUAACGCUGUUUUGCUUAGCGCUAAUUCGCUAUAACGCUCGUUUUAAAUUGAUACCUGAUUUCACUUGGUGCUCAGCGAGUUUUGUUAUAACGCUCAUAGUCGUCAUCUUGGGUCAUUAAAAACAAUUGCAGUUGCCAUCUUCGGUCGAAAGAUGUUUUAGGUUUCGCUUAACGCUCGUUUUUUCAGGAACCAAUUAAGAGCGCUAAGCGGGGGUUGCCUGCACCCCAAAGCCAGGUUAAACCUGGCUCGCCUCCCAUGAGGUCCUCAGUGCCGCUUCUCAGGCCGGACCUGGGUUUGAUUUUUGAGCUGUAUUUGGGCCUAAUGCCCAUUGAGGAUCAGUUUAGUUGGUGGGAGUGCCUCACAUAUAUUAUAAAACACUUCCUUCCAAAGACUUAGUGCAUUUUUUUUUACUGAAAUUGUUUAUAUACUUUUAAAAACACUACUGUUUUAUUGGAUCGGUCUUCAAGAGGCUUAAUGGCAUUGAAGUAGGUCAUCUGAAAACUGUUUGCAGAGGUGAAUAAAAGAUCGUUUGAUUUUCA